AUGGCUAAUAUCGUUCGCUCCGCCAAGUCUGGCAGUGACUGGACGCGCAGUGAGCUGGAUUCAUAUCAUAUCACCAUCCAUCAAGUGGACCACCUUUUGUUCUUUGGUUUACAGGAGUUGCCACAACCUGUGAUUGAUCAAGAGCUGCUGAACAUUCUCGAUGCUGACACUAUGCAACAAGAUCGUAACGCGGAGUUGAUCGGGUUGCUUGAUCUCGCCAUGAUCCCCGAUAAGGGCGAAACCGCCGUCGAUGAUUUUGCCGUCGAACUGUUCAAGGUUCUGGGUUAUGUUCGUCGGCAACGAUUGGCGCGCACGAGAGUGGACCUCCCCCUUCUUAUUUGCGGAGGACAACAAUUCGAGCCAGUCAAUGCGCGGGCUCAGCUUGUAGCAGAAGCAGUUGCGGCCUUUAAUGAGAACAACGCACAAAGAGAAUCCAUGGGACUUCCACCAUUGGUCAGCAAGGUCAUGCCUGGCAUCGUAAUGGUUGGCACGUCGCCCGCAUUCUUCAAGAUUCCCGUCACGCAGACCCUGUCGGAUCAUAUCGCUCACGGGACCUAUCCUCCAGCGGAAACACAAGUCACUUAUUGCUAUCCACCUGUCCCUCGUCCUGCUCGUCGGCGAAGUGAAGGGAUGAAGCCUCUUGAUAACAGACGUGAGAUGCUAAAGUGCUAUGAGGCAUUCAAAGCGAUCGUGGGUAUAUGA
Messenger RNA from Cantharellus anzutake, 702 nucleotides. RefSeq lists its product as uncharacterized. The coding region runs from base 1 to 702 and encodes 233 amino acids. Lineage: Eukaryota; Fungi; Basidiomycota; Agaricomycetes; Cantharellales; Hydnaceae. The record is from RefSeq and is a predicted model, not a curated record. The transcript is spliced from 4 exons.